Messenger RNA from Rhineura floridana, 3330 nucleotides. RefSeq lists its product as uncharacterized. The transcript is spliced from 2 exons. Lineage: Eukaryota; Metazoa; Chordata; Lepidosauria; Squamata; Rhineuridae. The record is from RefSeq and is a predicted model, not a curated record. Bases 1013 to 2098 code for a protein of 361 amino acids.
CGCGCUUGCAGGGGCUCUUUCAGCGUUCCGUUGGUGAUAGUUUCCUUGCUAAAAUACCUCGUUUACCCUUCUCUGCUCUUUCCUCCCUUUCCCGUUGCUCUUUAUCAUUCACUGUUGUUGUUUUGAGCCCCGACGAUCAGCUGGGCUGCGGGCCUCCGCCCACACGCCCGCCGGCUUCUCCCCGGCUCGCCGGCCGUUUUCCCUUGUAUUGCCUGCGCUUUACAGCAUUUGUUGCUCGUGAAAAGCCCAGCUUGUUUUUUACUUACGGUGUUUGUGGGUGGUGACGUUCCUGGUUGUUAUAUUCCCUUGGUUAUAUAUAUAAAAUUUGAUUCCGUUUGUUCUGGCCCCCCCUUUUCUUCCGGUUUGUCUUUAAAUUGUUAAAGUUGCUUGUGUUUGGGUGCUUUGUUAGUUAGUUUCAGUGAUCUUUGGUUCUUAGAUAAAUAUAUAUUUUGAUUGUUUAUAUAUAUAUUUUUAUUUAUUUGCUAUUGUAUUAUAUUUGAAGGCAGUUUUGGUAUAUUAAUACCCUUUAAUUCAUAGCUUCCACCACCCUUUUUGUUUCCCUUCCCUUACUUUUCCUUUAAUCCCCCCCUUUUUCAUUUUCUGGGCAUUUAAAGUGGUGUGUUGAUCCUCUGGAUUUCUUGUGCAGUUACUUAAUUAUAUUUAUAGCAUAAUAUUGCAUAAAUUCAUAAUUAUAGCUUAGGUAAUUUAUUCUUAAGGUAUAUUGUUAGUUAAAACUCAUUUAAAAGUUGUUGUUUGUUCAUUUUAUUGAGUUUAAUAAAUACCCUUUAUCAAACACCCCCUCCCACUUCCCUUUCCCUUAAAUCCUCCACCCCCCCUUAAUUCCAGCUUAUAAUACUUACCUGAAAAUAAAAAUAAAUAAAUAAUAAUUAAUACGUGUAAUAAUAAUAAUAGGUUAAGUUAAUUGGUGGAUUGUAGUUAUAUUGCACUGUACGUGCACUGUUUAAAAAAAAAGAGUUGGUAAAUUCAUAAUUAGGUCACACUUGCAUUUGGUAUGUUGUAUAAUUGUUGUUAUUUGGUCUUUACAAAUAUGCCACCCAAGAAAGCUCAGCAGAAAAAAGGGGUGCGUGUUGUGAAGCAGACUACAAAGCACCCGCCAAUUCAGCAGGACAUGUCUUAUGAUGAUGAUGAGGAUUUGGGGACCAUCCGUGCGUUGGUAGCUAGAGUUGAGGCGCUGGAAAAGGAACGCAGGCAGCCGCUGGACGCUGAUGCGGGUACAAGUACCGCUCCAGCAGGUAAGAAAUCUGCACGGUUGGCUUCUAAAGUGCCUAAAAAUCGUAUUCUUGCUGAUUUGGUUUCCAGGAUUGGUGUUCUUGAAGCUGCAGUACCCAUUGAAGAGCCCUUAGCAGCUGGAUCGCCAGCUGCUUUGCCUGCGGUCCCAGAUACCAUCUCUUCUCCUGCGGUUCCAGUCAUACCUGCUGCUGGGCCUCUUCAAGCACCACUGCCGUUUUCGCCACCGGCGGCCACAGCUCUGCCUGCGGGAGCUUCGGGGUUUGUCGCACCCCCAGUGGUUGCCUCUCCGGCUGCUUAUGCAGGUUUGUUGAGCCUUUCAGUCCCCGUGAGGAUCGUACUGUGUGGCCACUCUAUCUUGUUUUGGGCGCACCGGGGUGCCUCUUCGUCGAUACCUGGAACACAGCUGCAGCUUUCGGCCGUAGCUACGGUUCGAUGGGAAGCCUGGAGGGGCAUGUUAUGGGAUGCGCUGUUGCCAUCAGUUUGCCGGAUUAUGUCUUCGGCAGAUCGGCCUCAUGUAUUGUUGAUUCAUUUGGGGGAAAAUGACUUGGUGCAGCGUCCAGGGAUGGACCUGUUUAUCAAGGUCACUCGAGAUCUCACGUGGCUUAUUAGUUCAUUUCCCAACCUCCUACUGGUUUGGUCGGAUAUGUUAGUUAGGAGGGUGUGGAGGGGUGCUUUUCAUCCUAAUAGGAUCGACAGAUCCAGGAAAUGGGUGAAUAGGAAUGUCAGGGCUCUGGUCUUAUCUCUUGGAGGGGCAUAUAUUCCUCAUGAUAGGAUUAGGUUCCAUGUCCCACAAUUGUUUCGGGAUGAUGGCGUCCAUCUUUCCGAACAGGGUGUGAUUUGUUUUUAGAGGAUUUGAUGCUGGGAUUAAGGGGUUUGUUAAAUUCUUUGGGUUGAGUGGACCAAGCUUUAGCUGAUCCACUCUUGUGGCAUAGAAUUCGGGCAGGUGAGGUGUUCGGGGGAUAAAUUGAGGUGUUUAAGGCAUUCUCGAAAAGGGGCACUGCUUAGGGAACCAUCAGAGCUUCAUGUCUGGGGGGGAUCUGGGUAGUGUCCUUGUGGAACCGGCUUGCGCAUCAUGGUGAAUGCUUGUACGGCGGGGCCAUGGUGUGGAGGUUGGAACCACAUAACUGGCUCUAAGAGCAAGGAGGGAGGAAUGCACCCAUGUUCUUGACUCUGGAGUUACAGACUGAGGAGAGUUGUUGCCUUUAGAAGGUGAGGGUAUAAUCCCUCAUAGUUAGGCAUAGCCUCACCUGCCCGAAGUAUUUUAAUCUGAUAAUUGGCUGUAUUGCAUUUGAUCUAGUAUGUUAUAUUUAAUAAAUAUAACAUUAUUCCAGUCUUGUGUCACGAGUCUUCCUUGGUGUGGGGGCAAUAGCGUUCCUGUAAAGGGGCGUAUUUUGCCUUCACCCCAAUUAGGGAAGACGCGGGAAGGUUCUCGAAGUUAAGGCGUGCCGCCAUGUGAGAUCGCUCAUCCAAUCUGGAGGGGUGUGGAGCAGUGGAUAUAAAGCUGCUCCUUCCCUCACGCGCUCGCCUUUUUGCCUUGCGGCACCCACCCUCCCUCCCUUGUCAGUAUGAGCUUUGCUGGUCGCCAAAAUGGGGCUGAGUAGGAAUUUUUUGGGGGGGAUCCUGAUUUCAGAAUCCCUUUGGUUUUGCCUACUCCAUACUGCUUGGGUUCAAUUUGAUUGGCUUAUCGGGUUGGGUGCGGUGUGUCUGCUUUGGCUGGCAUAGAAUUCGGGCAGGUGAGGUAUUCGGGGGAUAAAUUGAGGUGUUUAAGGCAUUCUCGAAAAGGGGCACUGCUUAGGGAACCAUCAGAGCUUCAUGUCUGGGGGGGAUCUGGGUAGUGUCCUUGUGGAACCGGCUUGCGCAUCAUGGUGAACGCUUGUACGGCGGGGCCAUGGUGUGGAGGUUGGAACCACAUAACUGGCUCUAAGAGCAAGGAGGGAGGAAUGCACCCAUGUCCUUGACUCUGGAGUUACAGACUGAGGAGAGUUGUUGCCUUUAGAAGGUGAGGGUAUAAUCCCUCAUAGUUAGGCAUAGCCUCACCUGCCCGAAGUAUUUUAAUCUGAUAAUUGGCUGUAUUGCAUU